AUGUCUGCGAAUCGAGCUCUAUCUAUCUCUAUCUAUCUAUCUAUCUAUCUCAGUUCUUUCAUUAUCUAUCUAUCUAUCUAUCUAUCUAUCUAUCUAUCUAUCUAUCUAUCUCAGUCUUUUUCAUUAUCAAUCUAUCUAUCUGUCUAUCUAUCCAUCUAUCCCAGUUUUUCAUUAUUAUCAUCUAUCUAUCUAUCUAUCUAUCUAUCUUAUCUUUUCAUUAUCUAUCUAUCUAUCUAUCUAUCUAUCUAUCUAUCUCAGUCUUUUCAUUAUCAAUCUAUCUAUCUGUCUAUCUAUCUCAGUCUUUUCAUUAUCAAUCUAUCUAUGUCAGUCUUUUUAUCUAUCUAUCUAUCUAUCUUAGUCUUUUCAUUAUCAAUCUAUCUAUCUAUCUUUUUUCAUUAUCUAUCUAUCUAUCUAUCUAUCUAUCUAUCUAUGUCUCAGUCUUUUCAUUAUCUAUCAUCUAUCUAUUUCUAUCUAUCUAUCUCAGUCUUUUCAUUAUCAAUCUAUCUAUCUAUCUCAGUUUUCAUUAUCUAUCUAUCUAUCUAUCUAGUCUUUUCAUUCUAUCUAUCUAUCUAUCUAUCUUUUCAUUAUCAGUCUAUCUAUUUAGUCUUUCAUUUAUCUAUCUAUCUAUCUAUCUUAGUCUUUUCAUUAUCAAUCUAUCUAUCUAUCUCAGUCUUUUCAUUAUCUAUCUAUCUAUUUAUCUAUCUAUCUCAGUCUUUUCAUUAUCAAUCUAUCUAUCUAUCUCAUCUAUUAUCUAUCUAUCUAUUUAUCUAUCUUUUCAUUAUCUUUCAUUAUCUAUCUAUCUAUCUCAGUCUUUUCAUUAUCUAUCUAUCUAUCAUCUAUCUCAGUCUUUUCAUUAUCAUCUAUCUAUUUAUCUAUCUAUCUCAGUCUUUUCAUUCAAUCUAUCUAUCUAUCUAUUUUCAUUAUCAAUCUAUCUAUCUAUCUAUCAGUCUUUUUCAUUAUCAAUAUCUAUCUAUCUAUCUUUUCAUUAUCUAUCUCUAUCUUAGUCUUUUCAUUAUCAUCUAUCUAUCUAUCUAUCUAUCUCAGUCUUUUCAUUAUCUAUCUAUCUAUUUAUCUAUCUAUCUAUCUAAAUCAGUUUUUUCAUAUAUAUCUAUCUAUCUCAAUUAUCUAUCUAUCUAUCAUCUAUCCUCAGUUUUCAUAUCUAUCGCCUAUCUAUCUAUGGUGCAAAUCGCAGUAGAAAUUCGUUCUUUUGUUAACAUUUUUAUCACCAUUUUUUGGUUCAAUUCUUUUUCAUAA
Messenger RNA from Acanthosepion pharaonis, 1254 nucleotides. The record is from the annotation of a GenBank genome assembly. Lineage: Eukaryota; Metazoa; Mollusca; Cephalopoda; Sepiida; Sepiidae.